Strongylus vulgaris is the source of this 540-nucleotide messenger RNA. Lineage: Eukaryota; Metazoa; Nematoda; Chromadorea; Rhabditida; Strongylidae. The record is from the annotation of a GenBank genome assembly.
AUGCUCGUAGAAGGCGUUUUUCAUAAACGGAGUCUUCCUCCGGAAUUCCUGUGUCUUUUUUUCAAGAAUGGAGUUUCCAUGAAAGAGUUAUGCGUUGGACAAGAGUCGACAUCGCUGUCAGUCGGCUACAGCUGUCAAAGUGUAGAUAAAUCUAUUGUUGGAUUUUGCUGUACGGAACCUUCAAUCCAUAAUAUCAACAACGGGACCAACGAAAAAGAGUCAGAUUUGAAAGAUUUAACCAAAAUAGUCAACGAAGGCUAUUCAGAUGAUCUCAAAACCGAGAUAUCACCUACAACUCAUCUGAUUCACACCUACGCUUACGAUUUAAUGACUGUACUGUCGUGCCCGUACGAACUCACACCUUCGUAUUUGAUCAACUCGCAGAUCAUCAUGGAGUGCACAAAAACCGACCAACUAACAAAUUCUUGCCCAGCUCCAGCUAUGUGUGUCAGAGCACCCAGAGAUGUGCUGAAACGCUCAAUAUGCUGCUCGGGUUCUGUGCUAACCUAUAAUCUCCAACACAAGUUUCCUACCCUAUGA